CUUGCAAACCCAAACUGUGAAAGAUAAUUGUGGGAGACUGAUACACUUGAAAAAGAAUCUACUGAGAAAAGGUUGUUUAAAAACUUUUCAAACUAUUGGAUAAACUCCGCAGAGCUUUAAAAUGGCCCAGAUCACCAAGGGACACCUGCCGAUGGGAGCCGCCCCUGCGUUGGGUAAUUACCCUGCAGGUGGUGUAAACUACAUCGUUGAACGUCCUGCAGCAGACGGCCUCCCUGAAGUCAUCAGGAUUCUCGACAACAACGAAGGUCAAAGUGAUCCAAUCUACAUCUCUUCUGAUGAGGAAGAGGUAGGUGAGAUUGAGGUUGUUAUUGGGGGGGGAGGGGAGGGCAAUCACGCACUCUCCUCUGAGGAUGAGAACGAGUUUGGGGAAGACGAGGAGGAAGAGGAUGAAGACAGUGAUGAGGAUGAUGAGGAUGAUGAGGAUGAUGAUGAGGAUGAUGAUGAUGAUGAUGAUGAUGAGGAGGAGGACUUCUCUGAGAGCGAAGAUUCUGGGUAUGACUCCAUGUCUGAGGAUGAUGAUGAUGAUGACAUCCAGGUGUUCCCACCAGAAGACUUUUUGCGGGUAUGGCGACAAGUGAUUCGUCCUGUUCCUGCUGCCGCUCCUGUCGCCGGUCCUGUUGGCGAUCCCGAUCCUGUUGCUGUUCCUCAGCUGCUGAUUGGCAGUCAACCACGGGUACCUGCUCACCAUCAGGAGCGUCCUGGGCCGCAAGUGGAACAACCUGAAGACGGUCUACCGGCAGUUUCUCAAAGGACAGAGGAGACAGUCUCUUCAACUUCAGGCCUCAGCUCCUCCACAAAAAGGAGCAGGGAGGAGGGCUGCACAGAGCAGGUAAGUGCGAAGAGGCAGAGGUGGAACUGUGAAGAAAACUACAAGGACUCGGCACCCUCAACUUCAGGCCUCAGCUCUUCCACAAAAAGGAGCAGGGAGGAGGGCUGCACAGAGCAGGUAAGUGCGAAGAGGCAGAGGUGGAACUGUGAAGAAAACUACAAGGACUCGGCACCCUCAACUUCAGGCCUCAGCUCCUCCACAAACAGAAGACACUGGCCAGGUCCAUAUGAGUACCAAAGAUGGCCUGAUGACAGCGACUCUGAUUAGGACCACUAACCCCAAGAAUCUGGUGGGGUUGGCAAAGGCCCAGGUCACCUUCCAACACAUCUGACUGGGUUGGCGAAGACUUAGGUAACCUCCCACGCGUCUGGCGGGGAUGGCGAAGAUUUAGGUAACCUUCCCACGCGUCUGGCGGGGAUGGCGAAGAUUUAGGUAACCUUCCCACGCGUCUGGCGGGGUUGGCGAAGAUUUAGGUAACCUUCCCACGCGUCUGGCGGGGUUGGCGAAGAUUUAGGUAACCUUCCCACGCGUCUGGCGGGGUUGGCGAAGAUUUAGGUAACCUUCCCACGCGUCUGGCGGGGUUGGCGAAGAUUCAGGUAGCACCUUGCACCAGAUGUGUUUCGUGCCUGUCUUUUUUAUAUUGAUUUUUCUUUUGAAUAAUAGAUCCCUUUAAUAGUAUGUAUAGGACAGGCCUAAAUGAACUGCUUUUAGAUAGUGCUUCAAUCCAAAGCACUGUCCAAUGUGUCUCCCUCUCACCUAUUCACACACACACUCUAACUAACCAAUAGCAGCAAGCUACCAUGCUUGUAUUUUUUUUCAGCUAAGCUGUAGAUGCGUGUGCCAGAAGUAAGUUAACAAUUAAUGACAACAUUAUUUAAUAGUUUAAUAGCAAUUGCUCACUCUCUUAUGCUGUUAUGUGUUUUUCUUUAUGAGAUGUAGAUGUCUGUACCAGACAAAGGUAAGGUAAUACUCAGCUGUAACUCAAAGACUCAUCUUGUUUUAAUUAGUUAGGGGUAGGUGGCAGACAACAGACAGAGGUAAGGUAAUAAUUACUUACAUUAAACAAAAGUCUCCAGCGAAUCUUAUCAUCACCUUUUUUUUAAGUCUCUCUGUUUUAUUUUUAUGU
Micropterus dolomieu (smallmouth bass) is the source of this 1976-nucleotide messenger RNA. Its product is annotated as trigger factor-like. Bases 122 to 1117 code for a protein of 331 amino acids. The record is from RefSeq and is a predicted model, not a curated record. The transcript has 2 exons. Lineage: Eukaryota; Metazoa; Chordata; Actinopteri; Centrarchiformes; Centrarchidae.